AUGGAAACGAAAUGGUAUUGCUUCCUGUUCUGGUUCAGUUAUCGGUUCACAUUGGCAUGUCUGGCACAUUUUAAUUGGUGCAUGUCAAUCUACACUAAUUGCGUGUACUUCACACUAUGGAAGAGUUAUGAUCUGUUGUGGUUCUGGAUGCACCUGAUUCUGUGUAGCUGCUUUCCUCAGUUGAGACCCGAAAACUACUUGAUUGUCUGGACCAAUUUGAUCAUCAAGAAGCUCACCAAGUAUCCUGACUACACAUUUAAGCAACUCUACUAUGCCCUCUACACCACCAACCGAUCGGCCCAUUUCACAAAACGGCUGAUGUCGCGGAAAGAGAAGAAAGGAGUGAUAGAACUGGACUCGAAUAGUGAUGAAGACGAGAAGAACGAACCAACAAAUAGUAGAAGCGCUGCAAACGUUGUGGAUCCUGAAGCACCGAUUCCUUUGAGAACUUUCAAUCUGGAAAGAUCUGCAAUCCCGCCACCAGUUGUAGAAGUUCCCGAGGACAAUGAAGAAGAGGACAAUGAUGAGCACAACGCCACUGAAACCACACCGUUGCGCCCGCCAAGACCAUCUCGUCCGAAGUUUGUAGAGCCUGAAGACGAUGAAGAUGAAACUAUUGAAGUGGUGACUGAAGCUGCACCGGAAGAUGUGUCACCGAAAGAAAGCCCAAAAGAGAGUCCAACAUCAGAGCAGCCAAAAUGGAAGUCGUACGUUCCGAAUAAAGUCAUGAAAUUCCUGCCACGUCAAGGGAGCCAAACACCAUCAGUAGAAUCUAAAGCGUCUACCAACAAGGAUGUCAACAAUCAGAUCAACAAGGAGGGCAACAAUUCCACCUCUGCCAUUGGCCGUUUUUAUGAUCGGAUCAAGUUCAAUAGUAGUAACUCGAAUACGUCGAAUACAAGUCGUCCAAAUGAAUUGGAAGUUCUCCGACCAGACUACACAAACCGCUACGAUUGCCAUGACAAGUCAAAGCGUGAAUCUCGCGAGAAACGUGACCGCAAAGCCCUCCGCCACCGUAUCCGCCAUGAGCUUCGAAUGGCCAUGAAGGCAGACGCAGCCAAGGAGAGAGACCGCAAAAAGGUCACCGACGCCAUCGAGCUCUUGCUCCAACUGCUUCGUAUGAUGUCAUCGUUUGCUAUGCUCAUUGGAACCAUUAGGAAGACGUUUAUCCCGGCAUCCUUUAAAUAUCUCAAGCCUGGACAGCAUGCCUAUGACAACUAUGAGCUGAUUCUCUUGUUCCGAUGCACUGCCUUCCUGGAUAUUGCUAUGUUCUGGAUGAACGUCUCCUAUGCCUACUGCUUGCAAUGGCAACUUUGCUGCCGUCUGGGAUUCUUCCGAUUCAUCUUCUGGGCGGCUAUUCUUGGCGUGGUGUCAACCACUGUCAUGUUCAUCCCAAUGACCUACGUCAUGAACGAUUUGGACUUGAGCUGGUGCCGCUUGAUGCCCAACACAACAUUUGCCAAGUACCAACCCAACUGGUGA
Molecule: messenger RNA, 1482 nt
Organism: Caenorhabditis briggsae
Lineage: Eukaryota; Metazoa; Nematoda; Chromadorea; Rhabditida; Rhabditidae
Exons: 13
Coding region: 1-1482 (493 amino acids)
Source: RefSeq, a predicted model, not a curated record